This is a messenger RNA of Mya arenaria, 1728 nucleotides long. RefSeq names its product heat shock 70 kDa protein 12B-like. The transcript is spliced from 4 exons. NCBI's taxonomy places the organism in Eukaryota, Metazoa, Mollusca, Bivalvia, Myida, Myidae. The record is from RefSeq and is a predicted model, not a curated record. Bases 1 to 1728 code for a protein of 575 amino acids. Gene Ontology annotation, molecular function: ATP-dependent protein folding chaperone; ATP binding.
AUGGCGUCUGCGAACACUUUCAGAAAUCAUUUGCUUGUUGCCGCAUUCGACUUUGGCACGACUUUCAGUGGCUACGCUUUCUCUUUCCGGAAUGAUCCGACAAAGAUUCAAACUAACCAAUCUUGGAAUGCGGGUUCCGAUGCACUGUUAUCACUGAAAACACCAACCUGUAUUUUGCUUAACCCGCAAAAAGAGUUUGUUGCAUUCGGAUUUGAGGCUGAAAAUAAAUACCUUUCUCUCCUUGAACAAGGGGAGCAUAAACCUUGGAUGUUUUUCAGAAGAUUCAAGAUGCUUCUUCACAACAAUGAUGGGUUAAACCGUAAUGCGACAGUGGAGGACAUUACAGGCAAAAAGAUGCCAGCGAUGAAAUUAUUUGAAAUGUCCAUUCGCUUCCUACGUGACCAUCUGCUUAAUGCACUAAAGAAUCAAAUGGAUGGGAUCAAGGAAUCAGACAUUUUGUACGUGAUCACCGUUCCUGCCAUCUGGAACGACGGUGCAAAACAGUUCAUGCGAGAAGCGGCUGUAAAUGCUGGUCUGGACAGUGAUCGAAUCAGGCUCGCACUUGAGCCAGAGGCGGCCUCUAUCUGGUGUCAACAGAUCAACACAAGCCUCAAGACAGACCUCAGCAAGGCUGGCAGUCAGUACAUGGUCGCUGACCUUGGAGGCGGAACAGCAGACAUUUCUGUUCAUGAAAAAAACGUUGAUGGCACUUUGAAAGAAAUUCACAAAGCAAGCGGUGGACCAUGGGGUGGUACCUGUGUUGACCACAAUUUCAUCAGCUGGUUGACCAAAGUAUUUGGAGAGACCACGAUGUCAAGGUUCAGAGAGGAAGAAAUGGAAGACUACAUUGGUUUGUUGCGUGAGUUUGAGGUGAAAAAGCGCAUGAUUACCCCAGAAACUAACGGACGUGUGACAUUUCGCUUACCAAUUGCAAUUAGAACCAUUCACGACAAGGCAGAACACCAAUCUUUCGAUCAAAAGCUUGAGCGGCUGAAAAUUACAGAUGGUAUUGCUUUGCAAGGAGACAAACUGAGAGUUUCAGCAGAUACGGUUAAGUCUUGGUUUUCGGAUUCCAUCAAUCAAACCACACAUCAUAUGAUUUCACUUCUGUCGGAUGCAAAAAUGAAGGGGGUAUCUACCAUUUUGUUGGUAGGAGGCUAUGGGGAAUGCAAGCUUGUACACGAUUCAGUUACCAAGAAGAUAAGAAACAAGAAUAUCAUCAUACCCCAAGAAGCUGGACUAGUGGUCUUAAAAGGAGCCGUCCGCUUUGGACACAUGCCAGGUGUCGUCACAUCUAGAAUAGUUAAAUUCACAUAUGGCUUCGCAGCCAAGGUCAAUUUUGAUAAAAACAUACACCCCAUUCAAAAAAAGAUAACAGGCAGUUAUGGUGAAGAAAAGGUUGCUGAUGCGUUUUGCAAAGUUGUCUGUGUCGACACAGAGGUGCAUAUUGGAAUACCGAUCAAAGUCCCUAUGAAAAAUUACCUUAGCGCACGCGCUGGGACUGUUUUGAGAAUUUAUACAUCGCCAAUGCCAAAACCCGUAUUCGUUACUGAUGCCAAAUGCAAAAUGUUAGGAGAAGUUGCAUUAGGAAAUGCUAAAGGUAAUUCAAAAGAAGAAAAUGAAGUUGAAAUCAAUUUCCUAUUCGGCGAGACGGAAUUGGAAGUCAGAGUGAAAAUGCUGAACGAUGGCUCUGAAAUAAAGAAAGUUAUUGAUUGUUUGGCUGCUUAG